This is a messenger RNA of Phyllopteryx taeniolatus (common seadragon), 1462 nucleotides long. RefSeq names its product 3-hydroxyisobutyryl-CoA hydrolase (gene hibch). Gene Ontology annotation, molecular function: 3-hydroxyisobutyryl-CoA hydrolase activity. The record is from RefSeq and is a predicted model, not a curated record. Gene Ontology annotation, biological process: L-valine catabolic process. The transcript is spliced from 14 exons. The coding region runs from base 125 to 1273 and encodes 382 amino acids. Lineage: Eukaryota; Metazoa; Chordata; Actinopteri; Syngnathiformes; Syngnathidae. Gene Ontology annotation, cellular component: mitochondrion.
GGGAGGUGGCUUCCGGACGUUACAUCACAUGUGACGUCACUAUUGUGACCAAUCAGGAGUAGCUGCUACCCCUAUCAGGAAGUGAAGAGGUCCAGUGUCCGAAGACGAACAACAGCUAACAGUCAUGUCAUUAACAACAUUGGCAUAUAAACACAGACUCAGAUCCAUCUGCAGACUGCAUCGAAUUCAAGGACACAUGAUGUCCAGUCGAGUGGAGCCCGAGGUUCUCCUCGAGAAGGUGGGCCGGGCCGGUGUGAUCACAAUGAACAGACCCAAAGUGCUAAAUGCCCUCAACUUCACCAUGAUCAGAGCCAUCUACCCCCAGCUCAAGAAAUGGGAGAGUGACAGUGACACGGACCUUGUGAUCAUCAAAGGAGCAGGCGGGAAAGCAUUUUGCGCCGGUGGAGACAUCAGAGCAAUUACUGAAGCGGGGAAAGUUGGCGAUCCCCUUGCGAAGGUCUUUUUCCGUGAGGAAUACAUUUUGAACAAUGCUAUAGGAACAUGCAGGAAACCAUUUAUUGCCUUCAUCGACGGAAUAACAAUGGGAGGGGGAGUUGGUCUGUCUGUUCACGGACGUUUUCGUGUGGCCACCGAAAGAACGAUGUUCGCCAUGCCCGAGACCGCUAUUGGUCUGUUCCCCGAUGUAGGCGGUGGCUAUUUCCUCCCGAGGCUUCAGGGAAAGUUGGGACUGUUUCUGGCUCUGACGGGCUUCCGCCUCAGAGGCCGUGACGUGCACAGAGCUGGAAUUGCCACUCACUUUGUUGAGUCCAAGAAGAUACUGGACCUGGAGAAGGAACUGGUGGACUUGAGUUCUCCCUCUGCAGAGAAUAUCUCCAGUGUGUUAGACUCCUUCCAGAACGAGAGCAGCCUCGAUUGUGACAAGCCUUUUGUCCUGGAGAAGCAUAUGUCUGAUAUUGACAGGCUGUUCACCUCAAAUAGUAUGGAAGGUAUCAUACAGAACCUGCAGGCAGACGGAUCACAUUUUGCUAAGAAACAAGUGGAGACAUUGUCCAAGAUGUCUCCCACGUCCUUGAAACUAACCUACAAACAGCUGCAGCUCGGCGCCACUCUCAACCUGCAGGACGUGUUGGUGAUGGAGUAUCGCUUGAGUCAGGCCUGUAUGCGGGGCCAUGACUUCUACGAGGGCGUAAGAGCUGUUCUGGUUGACAAGGACCAGAGUCCCAAAUGGAAGCCGUCCACCCUGGAGGAGGUUACCGAUCCGAGUGUCGAUCAGUGCUUCUCCUCGCUUGGAGACCUGGAUCUGUCUUUGUGAUGUCAGCCGACAAUUUCAAAUAUGCACCAUAGUGAGCAAUGAACCUUUGUAUCGGGUAAUCAAGAACUGACUCCUGUGAACCAUGUUGAUAAGACAACAAAACUAUGACAAACUGACUUUUUGUUUUUAUACAAUGGUCUUUGGCGUGCCAGCCCACCCAUCGAGUGUGAAAUUAAACAAGCAAGCUCA